AUGGAAGCUACGAACCUGGCUAUGUCACCACGGGAGACCCUCAAACCACGAACUGAACACAAAGCUCUACAACUCAACAGUAAACCGAAUCAGGUUGGCACUGUCCUCCUCUAUGGUGUACCAAUCGUCUCGCUCGUGAUAGAGGGAGUAGAGAGACUCUGUCUCGCUCAGAUCUCCAACACUCUUCUGAAGCAGUUCUCUUACAACGAGAUUCAUAAUAGAAGAGUGGCUUUAGGCAUUACCUGUGUGCAAUGUACUCCCGUGCAGUUAGAGAUACUGAGGAGAGCUGGCGCCAUGCCUGUGUCUUCGAGGAGAUGUGGUAUGAUAACGCGCCGGGAAGCGGAGCGGCUGUGCAAGUCAUUCCUGGGGGACAACGCGCCGCCGCGGCUACCUGAUGACUUCGCGUUUGCCGUGCAUCAUGAGUGCGCCUGGGGCUGCCGUGGGGCUUUCCUGCCGGCCAGGUACAAUUCAUCCCGAGCGAAAUGCAUUAAGUGCGCGUACUGCGGUCUGUUCUUCUCCCCAAACAAGUUCAUAUUCCACUCGCACCGUGUCGGUCCUGGUGACAAAUACGUACAACCUGAUGCAGCCAACUUCAACUCCUGGAGGCGGCACAUGAAGCUCAGUGGGACGCCUCCGGAUGAGGUAGUCCACGCGUGGGAAGACGUCAAAGCUAUGUUCAAUGGAGGUACCAGGAAGAGGAUGCUGUCUGCUGCUCGAAGAGUCCCAUUCCGCAGGCCAGAGCCUGAAGUGGUGGAGGCUAAGCGGGCCGCUGCGAGCCCCCCGGGGGCCCACGCUCCGGUCCCCCGCCUGGCCGACUACGUGUGGGGGGCUCGACUGCCCCUGCCGUAUGCUAUACCCUGGUUGAAGCCUACGCUUUGGACGCCAGGGGCGCUAACAGCGUUGAGUUCUGUGGGCGCGAUGGAGGAGCCGCGCGCGUUCCGACCUGUGCGUCGCCUCGACUCGCCGCAACUUUCGCCUGUCAUGACGUCAUCGCGAUCGCCUACCAGAUCACCAACAACUGCUUCACCGCGGCGAUCGCCCCGCUCUCCGCUCCGCUCGCCGGCCCGCUCUCCGCUCCGCUCCUCGCCCGCUCGCUCCACUAAAAGCGAUCGAGAUAGCGACGAGAGCGUCGAUAUAGAGACUACAGAGGAAGACCAGCCUAAGGAUAUGCAAUGCGCGUGGCCGUGCCGAGCGACGGCGACUCCCAGGCCUGAAGACUCCUGGAGCGGCCUGGUACCCAAGGUAGAGCGGGAUGAAGGCCUGGAGCCCUGGAGGCUGCCCGACUUGCGGCCGCCGGUGCAUUAUUUGCAUGAUCGUGAACGCGACGGCUGCGCCGCCUGUGUAGCUCCACUACCCCUGCUUCCACCGCCGGCACCAGCGCCACAUUAGCCACUAUCAUUAUAAUAAAGCAAUCAUAAUUCUAGUCAU
Messenger RNA from Pectinophora gossypiella (pink bollworm), 1428 nucleotides. RefSeq names its product SKI family transcriptional corepressor 2 (gene fuss). The coding region runs from base 1 to 1389 and encodes 462 amino acids. Gene Ontology annotation, cellular component: nucleus; transcription regulator complex. NCBI's taxonomy places the organism in Eukaryota, Metazoa, Arthropoda, Insecta, Lepidoptera, Gelechiidae. Gene Ontology annotation, biological process: negative regulation of transcription by RNA polymerase II; negative regulation of BMP signaling pathway. Gene Ontology annotation, molecular function: SMAD binding; DNA-binding transcription factor activity, RNA polymerase II-specific; RNA polymerase II cis-regulatory region sequence-specific DNA binding. The transcript is spliced from 10 exons. The record is from RefSeq and is a predicted model, not a curated record.